Suillus subalutaceus is the source of this 2140-nucleotide messenger RNA. Its product is annotated as histidine phosphatase superfamily. The record is from RefSeq and is a predicted model, not a curated record. The coding region runs from base 225 to 1838 and encodes 537 amino acids. NCBI's taxonomy places the organism in Eukaryota, Fungi, Basidiomycota, Agaricomycetes, Boletales, Suillaceae. The transcript has 10 exons. Gene Ontology annotation, molecular function: acid phosphatase activity.
CUUGACCACCUGGUGGCACAUGCGCCAUAUCCCGAAGAGCCGCCUCAUCAAACGUUUUAUGAUUCGGAACAAAAAACUAUAGCUGCCCGAGGGUAGGCGACUUCAUCUAGGCCACGUUCAUUCUUAGACUAGUCCCAUUACAUAUGAUCACGUAUGUAUAAUUUGCUAUAAAGUAUGUAACUCGGGCGCUUCAUAUUUUUCUGACCCCUCUAACUCAUCAAGCCAUGCUUGCCGCCGUUCUGCUGCUCGCUCUGCCGUUCUGCAUCGCAGAGUCAGCUUCCAGUUAUGCAGGAUCAACCGUCGUUGAUUCUUAUCCUCCUCCCGGUGCCACCAACACUGCUGUUGACGGUUACUUCCCGGAUGCAUCUCAAGUCGGUUAUGCAGGUCCAACGCCUACUGGUGCUGAACCUGCGGCCAUUGUCACUGCUAUCCCGUUCUCUAAGGUCGAAAACGCAUUUCCCUUGUCGAGGCCCAAUUCAGCAGAUGGCGCAGACAUCACUUUCAAUGUGAUGCAUCACUGGGGCAACUUGGCGCCCAUGUACUCCGUGGAGUCGUUUGGUCUUCAUGGUGCAUCCCCCGUCAUCCCGGAAGGGUGUGGCAUCAACGCAGUGCAUCUCUUGAUGCGCCAUGGCGCCCGCUAUCCAACCACUGGCUCCGGAGUUGCUGACUUCGCCUCUGAUAUUCAUGCUGCUGCAUCGAAAGAAGGCUUCAGUGUCACUGGUGAUUUGAAAUUCUUGGCAACCUGGACAUAUAAGUUGGGCGCGGAGAUCUUGACGCCUUUCGGCCGCGACUCGCUCUUCAGCAACGGGGUUGCUUUCCGCUACAGAUAUGGCGAGUUGCUUAAUGCCUUCACGGACCUCCCAGUAUUUCGUACUACUUCUGAAGAUCGCAUGUUGGAUUCUGCCCUGAACUUUGCUGCAGGCUUCUUUGGGAUCAGAACUUACGAGACCGACUAUCACCAGGAGAUUAUCAUCGAGGAGAACAACUUCAACAACACCCUCGCUCCUUAUGAUGUGUGCCCUAACGUCAAUACGGAGGAUGUCGGCAAUUUCGGUGGCAUUCAAGGUGAUAAAUGGGCGAAUAUCUAUCUCAAAGAUGCUCGAAAGCGUUUGCAACCAAUGAUCAAAGGAUUUAAUUUGACUAUCUCAAGAUUGGUUGAUAUGCAGGAAAUGUGCGCCUAUGAGACCGUGGCCCUCGGAUAUUCCAAGUUUUGCGACCUUUUCACUGAGAAAGAAUGGGAAGGAUACGAGUAUUACGUCGAUCUUAAUUUCUGGUACAGCGAAGGACCGGGUAAUCCAACAGCAGCAGCGCAGGGCCUUGGCUAUGUUCAAGAACUAGUCUCACGUCUCACUCACACUCCCAUCAAUGUUUGGAACAGCAGCACCAACAGCACUCUUGACUCGAGCAACAUCACAUUCCCUCUUAAUCAACCUAUAUAUGUGGACGCUACCCACGACACGAUCAUUUCCAGUGUCGUCACUACUCUGAACUUUACUAGUCUAGCUGCAACUGGUCCUCUGCCAACCGACCAUAUACCCCCUCAUCGUUCUUACAUUGCAAGCCAGAUUGCACCUUUUUCCAGUCAGCUUGUAGCGCAGGUGCUCAGUUGCCCAGCCUCAGAGGAGCCGACUCAUAUCCGGUUCCUUCUGAACGAUGGUGUGGUGCCACUGACGGGGAUCCAUGGUUGCACGGAAGAUUCGAACGGUCUCUGCGCGCUGCCCAGCUUCAUCAGCGGGAUGCAUGAACGAAUUGGGGAGAUCAACUAUGCGCAUGAUUGCUUCGCCAAUUAUACCAUGCCCAAUCCCGACAACAUAAUCGAUGGAAGAUACCCUAGUUAAAAGGAUGAUAGGGUAUGCCACCUUUUUAAUGAACGUUAACCUCUAUAAUUACGCCACGUGAUGACCAUGUGCAUGUCACCUCAAGGCUCACGUGUUUAUUUCACAAUUCAUAUGAUCGAUGAUCAAUGAUCAGUGUAUCCGUUCAACCGCGGAUCCAGGUACUCUUCAGCUUCAACCUAGUUGUCGCUGUUUUUUUAGUAACUUUCUUCCCUUGGAACCUGUACAUGAGCCCUUGUUGUUUGACCCUUAAUAUUCUCACCAUAUAUCUUCCUUGAACAAUUUAAUCUUAUUACUUAAGUAAA